This is a messenger RNA of Callithrix jacchus (white-tufted-ear marmoset), 1502 nucleotides long. The record is from RefSeq and is a predicted model, not a curated record. NCBI's taxonomy places the organism in Eukaryota, Metazoa, Chordata, Mammalia, Primates, Cebidae.
UGAACAAGUUUAACACAGAGCUGGAGCAAAGGUGCUGUAAGGCUGGGCUCCAGGAGAGCCCGGUGGGGCUGUCCUGUGAGGAGAGAACCUGGCAUGUCCGCCACGGUCCAGCCUGUGUGGCUGCUUUCCUGGACUGCUGCCAUCUGUCUGAGACCCUGACUCGGGAGGCUCGAGAGGAUCAGCUGCUUCUGGGGACAACACAAACUCAAUGACGCCCCCUCGCUCCCAGCAGCAUCUCCCACUACCCCAUCUCUGUGAACAUGCCGGAUUCCAUCACCACGUGGCAGUUUGUGGCGGUCAGCCUCAAGGCUGGUCAAGGUCUCUGUGUCUCAGACCCCUUUGAGCUGACAGUUAUGAAAUCCUUCUUUGUGGACCUUAAGUUGCCCCACUCCGUGAUCAGGAAUGAGCAGGUGCAGAUCCAAGCCGUGUUGCACAAUUUCAGGAAUCAUCAGGCCAAGGUCCGAGUGGAGUUCCCCCACAGGGAGCCACUGUGCAGCGCAUCAAAGCCAGGAGCACCAUCCCGCCAGGUGGUGGUCAUGCCCCCCACCUCCUCCAAGAUGGUACCCUUUGUUCUUCUCCCUCUGGAGAUAGGCAAAGUGGACGUGGAGGUCAAGGCUGUGGGCUAUGGGAUCCAGGACCACGUGAAGAAGACACUCUUGGUCCGGGCAGGGGGUCAGAUUCAACAAAUGUCCCGUAGUAUCCUCCUGAAUCCCCAAGGUCAGACCCAGACAGAACUGGUGCCAAGACAGGAGUUCUUGAACAUGGUACCUGACACGCAGGCAGAAGUGUUUAUCAGUGUUCAAGGUGACAUCCUUGAUGAGGCGACUGUGGGCAGCCUGACACCCGAAGACAUGCAGCAGCUGCUGUGGGUCCCGAAGGGCUGCCCCGAGCAGACACUGAGCUCCCUGAUGCCUGUCGUCAUCCUGACCCGAUAUUUGGAUGCCACCGGCCAGUGGGGCAAGGUCGGGGUGGAACACAGGGACCAGGUGAUGAAGAAUAUUGUAAGCGGGUACACCCAGAUGCUGACCCACUGGAGUUCAGACGGCACCUACCAUACCUCCAAGGGGAACCCAGGAAGCACCUGGCUUACAAACUAUGUGUUCCGCGUCUUUGCCCUGGCCUACCCUAUGAUGACGACCAGCGUUCUUGACCUGCCCUCUCUCUGUGCCAUGGCCAACUGGCUCAUGAUCAACAGGCAGGCGGAGGACGGGCACUUCCUGGAGAAGGGCCCUGUGGUCAUGACAUCCAUGCAGGGUGGCUACCAAGGCUCCGAGGCGAAUAUAUCCCUCACGGCUCUUGUCGGGAUAGCCCUGGAUGAGGGAAAGGAGCUGUGCAGCCGGGAGAUAUCGAAUUUGAUGACCAGCAUCGAGCGAGCCCGUGGAUUCCUGGAGAGAAAACUCCCGACAUUCAGACAACAUUUGCCAUAGCCACAGUAUCCUACGCGCUGGCCCUCGCCAACAGCCCCCAGGCCAACGACCGCCUGGACAGCUUUGCCAGCCAAG